Molecule: messenger RNA, 1179 nt
Organism: Nannizzia gypsea CBS 118893
Lineage: Eukaryota; Fungi; Ascomycota; Eurotiomycetes; Onygenales; Arthrodermataceae
Product: AGC/PKA protein kinase
Exons: 4
Coding region: 1-1179 (392 amino acids)
Biological process (GO): peptidyl-serine phosphorylation
Cellular component (GO): nucleus; cAMP-dependent protein kinase complex
Molecular function (GO): cAMP-dependent protein kinase activity; ATP binding
Source: RefSeq, a predicted model, not a curated record
AUGGCAACAACGAAGAUGAUAAAGCAGUUGUUACCUGACAUAGCGCAUGCAAAGGAGCAGCAGGUGCUGGAGCAGGGCCAUGUUGAUGCUGGAGUCAAGCCGGACCGCCUCUCGUGGCCGGCGUCGAGGCCCAGGACGCCCAAGAAUGUUGUUCAAGCCCGGCUGAAGCAGGACGCCGGUCUGCCUGAUACCGGACUCACAAUUGACGAUUUUGAGCUCAUCAAGACGCUCGGUACAGGCACCUUUGCUCGGGUAUGGUUUUCCAGGUUGAAGACUGCCGAAGAAUCCGACAACAACAUCUUUGCUCUGAAGAUACUCAGGAAAGCCGAAGUAAUAAAGCUGAAACAAGUCGAACACGUACGAAACGAGAGCAAGUGCCUCUCCAAGGCUGCCGGUCACCCCUUUAUAACAACGCUAGUCACUACCUUUUCGGACGAACAAUGCCUCUAUAUGCUGCUUGAAUACUGCCCUGGCGGCGAAAUAUUCAGCUUUCUCCGGCGAGCUCGCAGAUUCAACGAAUACACCUCUAGAUUCUACGCUGCGGAAAUAACCUUAGUGAUCGGGUAUCUCCAUGAUAUGCAUGGAAUAGCCUACCGCGACCUCAAGCCCGAAAACAUCCUCCUCGACCAUGAAGGCCAUCUCAAACUAGUCGACUUCGGCUUCGCAAAACAACUAUAUAAUCUUGAGACCUAUACCCUCUGCGGUACACCGGAAUACCUCGCUCCUGAAGUCAUACACAACAGUGGUCAUGGCCUAGCAGUCGACUGGUGGGCCCUGGGAAUCCUCAUUUACGAGUUCAUAGUUGGCCAACCGCCCUUCUGGGACUCUAACCCAAUGGGAAUAUACGAAAAGAUCGUUGCAGGCUGCAUCCGUUUUCCCGCGAACAUGCCUGCCCCAGCUAAGGAUAUAAUUAGUGCUCUUUGCAAAGUUAAUCCGUCAGAGCGGCUGGGCCAUAUAUCCGGAGGAAGCCAGCGUGUUCGCGACCACCCGUUCUUUGAAGGCAUCAAUUGGGAUGAUCUAUAUAAUAGGCGGGUUAAUGGCCCGAUUGUGCCGCAUAUAAGCCAUGCUGCUGAUACGGCGAAUUUCGAGGAAUACCCGGAUCCUCCGGAUCCAGCUACGCAGGCUGCGUAUACGGAUGAGCUGAAAGCGCGUUAUGAAGAGAUAUUCCAGGACUUUUAA